Molecule: messenger RNA, 4464 nt
Organism: Strongylocentrotus purpuratus (purple sea urchin)
Lineage: Eukaryota; Metazoa; Echinodermata; Echinoidea; Camarodonta; Strongylocentrotidae
Exons: 13
Coding region: 460-2376 (638 amino acids)
Molecular function (GO): zinc ion binding
Source: RefSeq, a predicted model, not a curated record
CUCUCACAAGGUUUAUUGCGCAACACAAAUGGGAGAUUCCAUCGAUGGUCGUCUCCUGAAAUCUUACGGAAAUAUUACACGAAAUUUUCCGUUGAAAUGGGGUUUACCAUCCAGAAUUCGUAUAGAUAUGUGGAGAGAUAGUAACACAGGACUACUGUGAUCCACCCAACGCAUUGAAAAAGGAGAUGAAGAUGAGUGUCUUUGUGUUCACCACGAAGGUCUAUGAGUAGACGCUUCGUAACGUGCCUUCUGCUGUCUGCUGGCCUCUAAAGUUUGCCUUCAUCAACAAUUGACAGAUCUGAGCAAAUCGCUCUGCUCUUGGAACAUAACAUUGUUAAAAUCCAUUGGUGCUAAAAAGAAACCACAACUAAAAAGCAGGACGACCGUUUGCAAUUCAUAUCUGCGUCAUUUUAACCUGGAGACUGUGCCUCUGCUACCCUUUAGAGACUUAUAUUGACCAUGGAUUGCUUUGUGGAUGAAUCUGUAACUAAGUUGAGGGGCGUGGUCAAAGAUACAGGGGAGGGGUAUGAGAUGACCCUGCCCAUCGAAUGUCGAUUGACCCAGACGGGAGGGGAGGUGGAAACACUUUUGUCGACGGUCCUUAAAUCUCAGAGGGAAAGCCAGCAUGAUGAGGAUGGUGAAUCGGAUGCAGUUGCUAAGCAGCAGGCUGCAGUAGAUGAGGUCCUCUACCAUGCUAUGGUACGUCUGGAUACAGAACUGAACAAGAAGGAGAAAGACAGCCCAGAGGAAACAGAGAUUGAGGUCAAUCUCCUGGCCCGUUUGGAACAAGUUCUGGAAUACUGUUCCCAUCGCCUUGGCAACAAGAUCAUCUCACUAGAAGUUCUACUUCUCCUUUCAGUGGUCCUAGACCCUAACGCAAGCUUCAACAAGGCAGAUACAUGGUCAUCUCGCUCCUCUUUCUCAAAGAGUUCGGUGCUAGCACAGCUGAUCAACCACUUUGGUGCAUGUAGAGGGUUCGAGCAGGUGAGGCAGAGACUGCGUCAGGCCAGGGAUCUCAGUAUUGCUCAUCUAGCAGCUCUCUUGAGGCCUUUUGGACAGUGUUACCAGCAGCUUACAGCCGAUACAAUCAAAAGCUACUUCCUUCCCACUGUGGAUGCAGUAUGUUCUCAUCUAUUGUCAUGUUCAGACCGACAGUUAUUUCAACAAGACAUUCAGAUUGGAGAGUUACCGGCCACCUAUCUUGUAGGGCCUCGGGCAGCAUACGUCAUAGUGGAGGCUGUAAUGAAUCUACUGUCGGCUGUAAAAUCAGAAGAAUCAGAAGCAGAGGUCAAAGUUCAGUAUUGGCAGGACACCAUCCUCACAAGGUUAAAGCAUGCUUUAGAGGAUGAGGUUAGCUCCGGUGAAUGUUCACCCUCAGGAGGUACCGGGCAUGGCCAGAGUGGUACCUCUAGCCCCCAGGGACAGGUGGCAUCAAGACGAACCUCCAGGGAAAGCCAGAAAGAUGUCUCUACACCAGGCUCUAUCAAUGAAGGUGAAUACGACAUCAAGUCACCUACCAGCCUAAGCAGUAGAUCCUGUCAGACCCUGCCUUACGUGGUAGACUCAGUCCAGCAGGACACCUUAGAUCUGAUUGAACGUCUAGCCAAGGAGAACGGCACUGCUCCAUUCAAAGACCCUCUAACAACACCACAAAGCCCUACGGAAUCAUGCUCCGACUCCGGCACGAUACCCGACCCCACAGACUUCCCCCCUGCCUCUCAGCAGAUGAUCACCAUCGACAUCGAACCGCCAUCUCCCCGACCUCCGCACGCAUCCACGCUAACCAUGGACGCCACCUUCGAUCUCGAUGCGCCGUCGACGUCAUACGGGAUCGUUGAUCGCCCCAGUCAGUUCCCGUUUGACCGCAUGCAGCCGGAGUUGGUGUCUAACGAUGUAAUUGUUUGGAACCAGGGGCGUCCGUGCCCCUCCUUGGCCUGUGGGUCCGGUAACCCAAUGGAGGGUAAACACAUUCCGUUAGGGUUUGGGCUGGAUUCCAGCGACACAUCAUCCAUGGUGUCGAUGACGUCUGUAGCAAGGUCGGCCAGUGAGCUGGGCACAACAUGUAGGGUUUGCUUUGAAGGGGAGACAUCAUCUAAGAACAGGCUCAUCAGACCUUGCAGAUGUACCGGGUCAGCAGCUAGUAUUCAUCGUCAAUGCCUGGUCAAAUGGAUCCAGAUAUCUGGUAACAGAACGUGUGAGGUAUGUGGCGCACGCUUCAGUUAUGUGCCUCUCUCAGAACACAUGCGAGGGGUCAUGGAUAAAUUCAGGUCAAAUCGGAGAUGGAGGAACGUUGCAUUUGCUGUCCUGGUGGGACUGGUGGUCAUUCUCUAUCUCAUCAUCUUUGCUGUGUUUCCUGGUGGCAUAAUGAACAAUUAACCCCACCCCAAUCUCCAUCCCAGCAACCCCCUACCCCGCCCUCUCUUUCUUAUUUUAUUUUAAACUAAUGCAUAUUAAGUGAGGUUAUACUAGAUAUCUAACCCUAUCCUUACUAUGGAAGAUAUUCGAUGUAUGUAGUCAAUGGCGAGUCUGGAUUUGUGGUUGCAGGGAAGAUGGGAUGUAUAAAAUGACCUAGGAAGAUACAUGCGCUGAAGAACCUGUCUAUAAAGUCCAUAUGGGAGGUAUUCCAAAUGGUCUAGUCCAAAUAGACAGGUUUGAGUGUAUUGGAGACAGGACUUUAUAGAGAGGUGGAAAGUACAGUAUAACCUGCAUUAGUGGCCACCUGUCGAGAAAGGCCGCAUGUCUGUCGCAGGGGAGUUGGGAUACCUAUCCAAAGUGGCCCAAAUUCUGCAAUGGCACAGGAGAUAUCAUUCAAAGACAUUGGGAAUGGAUACCCUGCAGGUUAACUACAUGUAUGUGUGGUCAUAAACAGGUAUCUUGGACCACAUGCAGCGUCGCAACUGUGCCGGCUGUUUGCUCCACCUUCAUGCAUUCAAGGAGAGCAUCUACAUGCGUCUUGGCUUCCUCGGUUCCCAGAGGAUAAUGAACGUUUAUUGCUGAAGGAUGUGACUACUGCAACACAGUGGUUUGUGCCAUAUGUAUGCCUGGGUGAAGAGUAUCAAAAGAAAAGAAAUGCCUACAUAAUGUUCAGUAUUUUGUGCAUUACAGUUUAGAUCUCAUGCAAGCUAUUGUGUAGAUAGACUAGUUGCAUCUUAUUCAAUAUGAUGCUUAAGAAGCAAUGUCAUCGUAGUAAAGAUAUGCUACAUGUAUUUAGUGGCAUGUUGGUUGGUCAGUUUGGCGUUUCAUUUGGUCAUUAGACUUUAUUUAAUGUGUUAUUUUGCAAGGGUCAAGUCAGUUGUUGUAAAGUACUAAAGUUGUUAGCCAGAUGUCUGUGAAGAAGACAUCUUGUUUUCUUGCCAGUGUUGUAUUAAACGGGAAGAGGGUUUUGUGCAUUCUGAGUCUGCAGUACAGUGUAAAAUAACGGGAAAAGAAAGGAGUGCAAGUUUCCAAAAUGUAAUCCGGGGCCCUGCUGUAUAAUUCUUGUAUUUUCUUACCUUAUAACUUCAAGGUACAGUGUUUAUUAUUAAUAAUGUGCAGUGAAAUCGCAUUUUGAGACCAGAAAGUUGAUAUAAAGUGUUUUCAUUUAUUUAUUUUAUUUAUUUUUUGUCAAAAAGAUUUUGUUGCUGUUGAUGGGAUACCCCAUGUGAAUGUGCAAAAUUGCAGUGAAACAGUGAUUGCAUAUAUAGAUGGAUAUCAAAUAGUACUAAGAAGAACAUACACAGAUAUGAAUAUAUGGGACUACGUACUAAAAAUGGUUCUCAUGGGCCUAUCAAUAUUGAAAUAUGACCCUAAUUCAAAAGCAAUCCUUCUCAUGGUGGUACAUUUGCUAUUUUUGUCAAUAUAGGGUUUUUAAAAAGAUGGAUAAUAAGGCUCAUAAUUUUUGUUUUGUACCUGCAAGAACAUGUAUAUCAGUACUUUAAUAUAGCCUUUUAAUGCAAUCAAGCAAAACUUGAUGUUAAUUAGGUCUCUACUUUACAUGGGUAAUGAGUAGAUCUGAUUGGUUGAUAUUUAAUUGCUUGAAACCGAAUGCAUUCAUUAAAUGCAUUUAAUAAAUACAUUUACAAGUUAUUCAGUAGGGCCCUUGAUGGAAUUGAAAUAGAGAAUGAUAGAGAAGUAGGAUGUAAUGGACAAAAAGGCUGAAAUAUGAACCAUAUACUGUAAGAUGGAUACCGUAAGAUGGAUAAAGUAACGGAGCAAAAUGCUUACUUUUGGUUAAAAGCUUCCACUUUUAAUGUAAAGGAGAUGGAUUUAUAUAUUUCACUAAGGGUCUAGUAUAUUUAAGAAGAGUAAGGUAUUCAACAGACAUCUAUUGUGGACAAGAAGAUAAAUGCAAGGUAUUUUAUAAAAAGGGGAGAAGAUAAAAGCAAGGUAUUUAAGAUAAAUUCAAGGUAUUUUAUAAGAAGGGGGGAGAAGAUGAAAUCAAGAUAUUUUAUAAGAAGGGGCAAGAAGAUAAAAGCAAGGUAUGUU